GUUCUUAUCCCAUUCAAUAUGUCUGGAAUCUGGGUUUUCUUUCCUUCUCUUUCUCUGCUUUUCCCAGAUCCUGAGAAAUAAGAAAAAUAUAUAUACUUUUUAAAAGUUUUUCUAAAUCUCCAGAAAAUGGGUUUCUCUUACAACACCAAUAUUUAAUUGUAUAAUUUAUUUUUUUGCUGGUUUCUUAUUUUUUAUUCUCAUCAUUAUCGUACCUCUGUAAUAUGCAAAAGAAAUUGGGAUUUAUUCUUCGGAGAAGGCUGGAGUAAUCAAAAGCGAGAACGAAGAGCCACUACAGAAGUUUUCAGAUGGAAGUGCAAAAUUCUGAACAAGGGCAGAUAAUUGAAAUACGUGGAGAUGUGCCAGCUGCAGAGACAAGCCUAGGUGGAAAUACGAUUUGUGGAGGCGCAGCAUGUGGGUUUUCUGAUGCUCAAACCAUUUCUAAAGAUGCAAACGAACGUGCAGCCUCUAUGCGGAAAUUGUUAACAGCAGUAGUGCUGUGCAUUGUCUUUAUGAGUGUUGAAGUAGCCGGAGGAAUUAAAGCCAACAGUCUUGCAAUCUUAACUGAUGCAGCUCAUCUCUUGUCAGAUGUUGCAGCAUUUGCAAUUUCCUUGUUUUCUCUCUGGGCAUCAGGGUGGGAGGCUACUCCUCGUCAAACAUAUGGAUUCUUCAGGAUUGAAAUUCUUGGUGCCCUUGUUUCCAUCCAGAUGAUAUGGCUUCUAGCUGGCAUCCUUGUUUAUGAAGCCAUAGCUAGACUUAUCCAUGAUACAGGGGAAGUACAAGGCUUUCUCAUGUUCGUGGUUUCUGCAUUUGGUUUAGUGGUUAAUAUAGCUAUGGCUAUCUUGCUGGGUCAUGAUCAUGGGCAUCACCAUGGCCAUGGUGGGAACGAUCAUGACCACCAUGGUCACAGUCAUAGCCAUGACACUGAACCACAUAGUCAUGGAUUAAGUAUAACUUCUCACCAUCACCUUCACCAUAAUCAUGGUGGGAAUAGUAAACUACAUGAUGAGCACCAUCAUGCUCACGAAGCUGAAGCUGACCACCAGGUGCCUCUUCUUAAGACAUACUCAGAUUGUGAAAAGAACCCAGAAAGUGGAGCAUCUCAGAAGAAGGAAAGAAACAUCAAUAUACAAGGGGCUUAUCUUCACGUACUAGGGGAUUCCAUUCAGAGCAUCGGAGUGAUGAUUGGUGGAGCAAUAAUUUGGUACAAACCUGAGUGGAAAAUAAUUGAUUUGAUAUGCACCCUCGUAUUCUCCAUUAUUGUAUUGGCAACAACCAUCAGGAUGCUGCGAAACAUUUUGGAAGUUCUGAUGGAGAGCACGCCCCGAGAAAUUGAUGCCACGAGGCUGGAGAAGGGUUUAUGUGAGAUGGACGAGGUUGUUGCCAUACAUGAACUGCACAUUUGGGCCAUAACUGUUGGUAAGGUGUUAUUAGCUUGCCACGUCUUAAUUAAGCGUGAAGCUAAUGCUGACAUGGUAUUGAACAAGGUUAUAGAUUACAUCAGGAGAGAAUACAAUAUCAGUCACGUAACAAUUCAGAUAGAGCGGCAGUAAAUCCUUUUGUAGUUUCACUGUUGGUUGGUUGGUAUGGUUUGAAGAUUUCUACCUAUCUCUGUCUUUGCUGCAUGUGUUUGCAUAUCUCUCAUCGCCUACCAACCUGGUUAUAUCUUCUUCCCCAUAGUAAAUUUUCAUGAGAAAUGGGCAUAUAUAUUUGAGAUUCCGUAAUACUUGCAGACAACAUUUUGUAGUGGGUGCUUUAAACUCCAACUCUGGCCAUUUAUCAUGUCCGCUGGCAAGGAGCAGUUGUUAUCCAAUCAAAUCUCCCAUGUUUUUGGGUUCGAGAAAAGCCUGCUCUUCCUUUUGCUUUCUUUCUUUUCUUUUAUGUCAAUGAUAAUACCAUCUUUUUCCGUAAGGGGUUUAUCCAGAGUCCAUAUUGCAAGUAGGUAGAUGGAUUCUAAUAAACGGCCAAUUGGGAUUUUAGAUUCAUGGCAUUUUUUUACAUUCCAUAAGUGUUGAUGGGCACAUCUGCAGUACUUUCAGAGCUGAGUCUGAUUGUUAGACAAAAAAAUGACGGUCCACGUGAAACAUACAAGUAAGAAAUGGUUUUUGGAGGAGUUAUAAAUUGUGAAUUUUGAUAUUGGAUUCGGGGUUAA
Messenger RNA from Gossypium raimondii (Peruvian cotton), 2149 nucleotides. RefSeq names its product metal tolerance protein 1. Gene Ontology annotation, molecular function: zinc ion transmembrane transporter activity. NCBI's taxonomy places the organism in Eukaryota, Viridiplantae, Streptophyta, Magnoliopsida, Malvales, Malvaceae. Gene Ontology annotation, biological process: zinc ion transmembrane transport. Gene Ontology annotation, cellular component: vacuole; plasma membrane. The coding region runs from base 306 to 1550 and encodes 414 amino acids. The record is from RefSeq and is a predicted model, not a curated record. The transcript is spliced from 2 exons.